GCGUCGGCACGGAGCGAAUUCUCACAGUCGAGAAGAGACCGCUCUCUCGACGCCGUUCUCGCUCGAAAGAGCCGUCGCUCGCCGAGCGUCACGUGACCCACGAACGCGCACGAACGGAGUCCGAUGCUCGAGCUCCGCACGGUUUUCAGGUUAUGUUGACAGGCUGCGUUACCUCGGUCGUGCGGAUGGCCUCGAUUGGUCGGGGACGCUCGUGAAAUCGUCCUCCUGUCUGGCGCCGCGUUACAUAAUUGUUUAUCGGCUCGCUAGCGAGCGUCGCGCGACACUUAUGGCACUUCGGAUCCGCGGGCGCAUCUGUCAUACCGUGCAAUUCCGAACACUCGCCGCGCCACAUUGAUCACAAAGCGUUUUCGGUUCGCGCGCGCUCAUCCUCGUCGAGUGUAUGUUGUAAUAUCGUGGAUGCGUGCCUGAGUUGGGAUACCGCCGAGUAGUCUCUCCGAGGCCCCCAAAGUGAUCCUCCAAACUGCGAGAUGACAGAAGGCGGUGUAACCAGAAUCAAACGCAAUGGUGCGCGAGUUUUUAAGAACCCACCGCAGCCGCACAUGUGCAUACAGGAUUUUAUACAGGGCAGUACAGCACCUUGUUAUGUAAAUGUACUGUCUUGGGAUAAGAUUGCAAUGCCUCGCAGACCUUCACUGCCUGUACCGCUCUAUGGAGGUAUGAGAGUGCCACCGCCUCGCACAAAGACAGAAGCAGUAGUUUUCGCUGUGAUGGCCAAUCCGGAGGUUCUACGAAUAAGUGGCAAAAACGCUCAGGAUCCAAAGAAGCGUAGAAGCUUUAUCGAGCUUCUACUCGACUUCAUAGAGACGAUGAACGCCGGCAUAGUCUUCACUCGUCACUACACGAUCUUGAAAGAUCGCGAUAUCACUGGCGAGUUGAAGGAAGUGUGGAACGCUGUGCUAGCCAUACGUGACAGCGAGCAACGGCCGCCCCAGCAGGAGACCUGGAUCGACGCUCAACCCUCCGUACCGCAGUACCCUCAAUAUCCGGAACAGCAGCAGCAAGAGUACACUCCUCAACCGCCGCAGUAUCAUUCGAGCAUCGCGUACGGCAGGGCAAUGACUGGCGACGGUAUGCACUUUGAGAGCUACCACCAACCUCCGAGCCCGGUGAUUCCACAAAACGAUCAGAUCUAUCAGUCCGGGCCGAUAAUGCCGCAGCAAUACCACGGCAACGAUCCGCGAAUAGCUCUCGAUCGUUACAACUAUCGUGAGCGUGGCAGAGGCGGUCAGAUCGUGUCGGGUAUCCCGCAGCAGAGCUGCCCGGCCUAUCCAACGGCACAGUAUCAGUUUCAACAGUUGCCCAGGCAAAUGAUGCCGCAGUACGUGAACUCCAGCGUGCACCCCAACUCGAAUCUAGCAUAUGGUAAUCCGGCCGCAAAUAGCCAAUCGGCGAUCAACCCGCCCUUUCAACCGUACAUCUCGUAUCAGCAGCAACAGCAGCAGCAACCGCUACCACCGCGUAUGGAUAACGCGAUGCACGUUGAUAUUCGCAGGAUGCAACAGCAGCAGCAGCAACAGCAGCAGCAGCAGCAGCAGCAGCAGCAACCGCCACCACAAAUGCAUUUAAAUCAUGUGCAGCCGUCAUACGAGCAGCCCGGGCCGUUCAACGUGCGCACAGCAGGCAGGCCGCACAUGGGAGUGGUUCAGAAGAAUAACGCCACCAAGAGACAAGUAAAUUCACCGACGCACAUCUCCUACGGGAAUUGCCAAACGAAGGACGAUCAAAGCGGCGCGAAGCCGAAGAGUCCCGUUAAGGUUCUACAGAGGGAAAUACCGACGGAGCGACAGGAGACGAACAAUCACGCAGAAAAUAAUAAGACUCCCAUGGAGAAGGCAGACGAGUCGAAAGUCGCUCCGAUGACGGAGUCGAACGAAGAUCCGAAGGAGACUGGCAAGUCCGACAUGGAUUUUUCGGAUUCGUUGACUAAACAGGAGAACAGUGACAGCCAAGAACCCGCGCGUACUGUGGACGAUACCUACGUGCCUACGUGCGAGGAGAAUUCGGCAAAGGUAGAGAAACCCGCGGCUACGCCAGAGGCGAAAGAGACGGAAGUACAGCAGUCUGCACAGCAGUCUGCGCAGCAGUCAGCGCAGCAGUCAGCAGUUCAGGCAAAACCUAACAAGUUUGCUAGACGAAACGUGCGAACGGGUAGGGCGCUUAUCGCCAAAGGCGACAAGCACAAUUCGUUCGCGUUUGCGUCAGAGAGUCCGAAGCGCUCGCAGCCGACGAUGAACAGCAUCAUCAAGAGCGUAUUCAAGAUCAGCCCGAGCGCGUCCGGCGAGGAGACAUCCGGCAAAAAGAAGACGAACGGCCAGGUGAAGGCCAAUGCCAAAGCAACAUGCGAGAACGAGGAGGCUCAGCAAGGAUAUACGAUAUUGAAGAAGGAGGUGCAGGAGGAGAUAGUGAGCGAACUUGCUCAGAUAUCUAUUCAAGACUGCAAGGACGCGACCGAGGUAGUCGGUCCCGUGCUCUCGUGAUAGCCCAGUCAGCCACAGCUGGCACGCUGUGCCGGUGUGCGACCCCGAGGGCUUCGAUGUAAAUAGAUAGAACAUUAUUCAAUAAGGAAGGAAGUGAAAAAGAGGAGAGAUGGAGGAGACGAACACUGCGAAUGGGAGAACACGCUUCUUGACGAUCAAAAACACGAUACCCUUGCGAGGACAUUCAAAGUCCAUACGGACGGGACAAAACGCACGCGUCUUCCUCUACGGGAGCUUCGACGGUCAGAUCAUCAUCGCGCAUACAUACAUUUGGACGACUCGUGUGCGUGCAUGCGCGCGGCCACACAUUGGACUUUACAGUUGCGUCGUUGUUACGACGCAAGUCGUAAUUCUUCGAUAGUCGGUUAUCCGGAGGAUGUAUAUUGAUUCUUGACGACCCAACGUCCGCGAUCACUCAACGCUCUUGGAAAGAUUUUUGUUUUUUUUUUUAUUUCUUUUUGUUGUUAUUAGUUUGUUAUCCCCGAGGUAUAACAAUUCGCGCGCGCUUCUCAAGAAACAGAGUGUGAGUCCCCAGGCUCUCGAGGUAAACCGGAUUUACCGAACAGUGGGUCGUUAAGGAUUAAUCAGCAGGCUGUGAAGAUUGUUGCGGACAUUGCGUAUGUGUGGCGGUCAUAUUAGCGUAACAAUACUACGAGAUCAACAGAGAUAUUUAUCAGCCGUCGCCGACGAGAUUGAGGUAUCAGUAAACAGACCUAUUCACGAUCGAAGCAGGGUGCAAUUUUGAAUUCACUUGUACAGUUCUAUUAAUCAAUGUUUACACAACGGCCAUAUUUAAAAGGUAGAUUAUUUUUUCUCUUCGACGUUGUUUUCAGUAGUAGUGAUACAGCUAUCUGUUAUUAUUAUUAUUAUUAUUAUUAUUAUUAUUAUUAUUAUUAUUAUUGAAAUUUUCAUUAUUGUCCCGAAUAAUACGCGUCUAAGUCUCGGUACUUUUUAUUAAAAAGUUGCUCCCAAACGGGAUUUCAAAUACGUCGGACUUUUAUCUCUCUCUCGCGGAUGAAUUUAUUAGAUUUUCAUUUAGUUGGAUUAAUUAUGAGUGAACAAGAUUCAAGAUCAUGAA
Messenger RNA from Harpegnathos saltator (Jerdon's jumping ant), 3576 nucleotides. Its product is annotated as vacuolar protein sorting-associated protein 27. Bases 489 to 2498 code for a protein of 669 amino acids. The record is from RefSeq and is a predicted model, not a curated record. NCBI's taxonomy places the organism in Eukaryota, Metazoa, Arthropoda, Insecta, Hymenoptera, Formicidae. The transcript has 4 exons.